GCCGCAGCAUGGUGGACGAAGCGGCAAGCAAGAAGAUCUUGGAGUUGCUGCAGAGCAAGGAUGCCAUCAUUGAAGAGCUGAAUGAAGAAAAGAUGGUACUUAUGGAGCAGCUGGAGCAGGCGCUAUGGGACCUCGAGCACGCCAUCUCGAAGAACAAUGACGUUGUUCCAAGACAACAAUGUGAACGUACAGAAUUGGCGGACGAUGCAAGUGCGCUUCAUACAACGUUAUACGACCAACUCCGCGCAUUGGAGAGACAAGUGUCUGAUAUGAAGCACGACGACACCAUCGCGACAUGCGUGGUUGCGAACCAUGAGGAACUCUCGGCAGUCCGAUCCCGUGCUCACUCCAAGCACGAGGUACCCGGACAAGAAAGGAGACCACACAACGCCGAUGAGUACUUGCAACGGAAUCCACGCGUCGAAAUGCUUCAAUCACAAGCGCAGCCCUAUAGUCCAAGUCAUGACCGGUGCCUCAAGCAGCAAUGCACGACUGAGAAUCCACAGCAACCACGCUCGAUCAUGGCGCAAUCGAACAACGUGUCAGCGACGCCACGUCUAGACGACCUUGAAGCUACCCCUAAAGGCCUCGAUGCCAAGCAAGAAGCUGAAGUUUUCGGACUCACCAAUUCUGCUUUCCAUCAUGUGGAAUCCAUGGCGGCUCCUGGCGUCAGCAGCUCUACUGCUAGUACGUCGAACGGCAUCCAGCGCCUUCCCGACAACGCGACGUUGCUCCGUCGCCAGCUCGACGCGUUGACGUUGCAAUGGCAGCAAUCACAGGCAGACCACGUCACUCGCAUCCGCGCAUAUGAAGUCCGGAUCCAAACUCUGCAGGACGAAGUGGCCGACAGCCGACAAAAACUGCGGGCUUCCGAGACAGAAGCCAUGACGUUGCUUCAAUCGCUGCAACGUACUUCUGAAACAUUGAACGAUAUCGACAUCCAGCAUCAGAAAGACCUUGCCCUCCAAGCCAACGACCACGCGACCCAAACAGCAACGUGGCAAGCCAAAGUCGACCAACUUGAACACGAAAAACAAGAGCUCAUUCAUCACGCUGCGCUUGUCAUGGAGGCGGCUGAAAGCGCCAGCCAGGCAACAUCGCCACGAUACGUCAUGUCCGUCUCUACGUCGACAUACGACCUCGAGCAAGCGAAUGCGAUUGCCACGGAGAAUGCCGUAUUGGUCCAGUGUCUGCCUCAUCAUGAUGAUCAAGGAGGGCUCGUCGGCGACCACGGCAAUCCCAACGGAUCAACGCCCCAGGCUCACAGAUCGACUUCGAGCGAUACGUCACCGAUUACGUCGUGCACUUUAAUGCAGCAUGCAGAAGUAUUACGUGAGCUGGACGACCUCCAAGUACGACACCAGGCAUUGAUCCGUGAGAUGGAGCUCGAAAAGGAUACCAGCCGGCAAUGCCGGGACCACAUUGACCGGCUCGAACGGCAACUCGGCGAGUUUGCAGCGGUCGUCGCUGCCCAAGACAACGUCCAGGCCGUGUUGGAAUCCAAAGCGUCGUUUGCGCUCCUGUGCGCCGCUCGAGCCAUUCAACCAGCCACAUCCACGACUGCUUCAAUGCCAUCGACUGUCGACGACUGGAUCAAAAUCCUGACCGAUCUAUGGACCGAAGUCCACUCAACGACCUCGGUCGUCAAGACAACAGGCGAACACACGUCGGUCGCCAACGUGUCACGAAGCACGCUGUUGUGCUCCCAACUAUCCCCUAGAUUACCAUCGAGUCCCCACUGCCUGUCGGCUGAGGAGGAUGCGAACGAGAUCUCGUUGCACCGAGAUGCCGCGCCAGAGCACAUGUGUGCGUGGUAUUUGCAAGCGAAGAAGUGGGAGCAUGAGGUGCAAUUGUUGCAGCUUGAAAAGUGUUCGUAUGAGGACAUGCUGAAUGCCGUUCGACAAGCCAAAGCUGCGAGCGAUGCCGAGGCAACCGCUGCCCGUGCAGCCCUCCUAACGUGGCAAAAGAAGGCGUCGUUGUUGCAGGCGGACAUCGGGGCGGCGAACCAAACGCUCGAGCAUGUUCAAGGCGAGUUGCGCUCAACACUUCGAGAUCGUGGAGAAAUGGACCACAUGAUCCAUCGCCUUCGAGAAGAGUCGAGCCGACUCAAGAACAGUGUACGGCGAAAGCAAGAACUGAUUGGACAUUUGAAGCGAAGCCUGGACGCAGCAAAGCGUGCGUUGGCCGAAGAAAAGAAAACGAAACCCGUGGCCAGCAGCCACGCAGUUCCCGCGCAGACUCCUCGAUUGCACCAGCCACCUGUACUCCGACACGACUUUGACAGAGACUGGUUUGAUGCAGCCCUGUGGUCUCGUAGGACACGACUCGAUGGCAGCAACUUGCUCAACACCUUCAAGGCGAGAUCGCCCUGCUCAAAACAGACCAGUGCCACUUGCGUAGUCGAUGCGCUACAUUGCUCCAUGCAGUCAAACUCAAGGACAAGAUGCUUCACGAGUACUCCACCAGCCCCCAAGCUACAGCCACGUCCACCAACAGCACGACCGCAUCGCCGGUCGGUGAUGAUGCCAGCAGUACCAUAAUCAAAGACUUGAAGCGACGGUUGCUUCAGAAGCAGCUCCUUGUCGAUACCCUCAAGGCAAAAGGAAUGGCCCACGAGGCGCAACGGCUUGAACACCAACAACAAGUCCAUCGCCUGCAGGCCAAGCUUCACGUUCUAAAGCUUGGUACGUGGUGAUUCCCAUCGUCCAGGAAUCCAACGGUAUUUUUUCCAUAGAAGCAUCCACUGCGUCGGCCGCGGUUGGCCCCCAGUCGGACAUUGGCACGAGUGAAACGCAUCGCCUGUUGGAUGGACUUCGUGCUUGUGUGUUCGACGUCGCGCACAAGAUAUUGCACGUCACUACCAACACACCGGCAGUGCCACCGCUGUCCGACGAACGAUUGCAAGCCCUGGGGCUGACGUUCUUUUCGUCGACGGAUUUAGAAACGCUGACGACGCCGAUUCAAACGACAGUAUCGAGACAGCGAAAACACCACGUGCUCCACACGUUGGAGCAUGUGCUCGAAGCGCACCCCGACGACUGCCGCGACGUGUUGUUUGAUGUGUUUUGUGCCGCGUCCAACUUGCCCGCGCCCACCCACCCAUAACCAAAUCACGACCACCGUCGUAUGUAUCACACCGCGACAAGUUCAUCGUGGCAUGAAACACCUCUCGGGGCAUGCUUUACCGUUCAUCCGUCGUUUGCCAUCGGUGGAGGAGUUGCGCAGGCAGAAUUGGAUCGUUCCAAGGGGAAGCGGAACGGACGAGAUGAUGUGGACGUGAUGGUGUGUCGACUGCAAUCACUUCACGCCGCACAAGUGACUGCGCCAUGAUGAUGCGCACAGUUCGAGGACAUGACGAGGGGGCAGAGCAUACGUGACUGGAGUGUGGCUCCCAUGCCGUGCCAACACAUCAGAUUUUCCUGCAGGUCGCGUGGCAGAAAAGUUGCGAGCGGUGCGUGUGAGAGAGCGAUGGCGAGGACGACAGAAGACCAGUUGGCCUGACCCACGUGCAAG
This is a messenger RNA of Aphanomyces invadans, 3513 nucleotides long. RefSeq lists its product as hypothetical. Lineage: Eukaryota; Oomycota; Saprolegniomycetes; Saprolegniales; Verrucalvaceae. The transcript is spliced from 5 exons. The record is from RefSeq and is a predicted model, not a curated record. Bases 9 to 2540 code for a protein of 843 amino acids.